CGUCAGGCUUUAUCUCUCUCCUCUUCUUCCUCUUCUUCUCUUGUCAUGAACCAUUUCAGGAGCGACUCUCACCGAGACAGACGCGGCGGGAUGAACGGCGAGCUGAGAGCCGCUCACACCACGACGGCCAAAAGAGGAAACAGCGCCCCCGACAGGUGUGAUUAUGGGAUGGAUUACCACGACAACAGGGUCUUUGACUACCAGCGAGUCCCCUCCUCGGUCCCGGUGGAUCCCGGUCCUGUGAAACGGCCCCGCCCUUCAUCCUCCUCCUCCUCCUCUUCCUCCUCCACAGCAGCAGCUCUGAGGAUGAAGAGCCGCCGAGCCUCCAGCAGGAGCAUCAACCGACGCGCCUCCUCCUCCUCCUCCUCCUCUGAAUUGAAGAUGGCGGAGCUCCUCUCCAUCAAGAGGGAGUUGACGGAGGUGAAGCUCCAGCUGGACGGGCUGCUGGCCUGUGUGGAGCAGAUGGACCGGCAGAGGAAGGACCGCACAGUGUGUCCUCAGGUCCAGGACCCCACUGUGUCCCCCCAUCGAGGUUCAGUUAGUAGUCUGGAGAGUCCAGAACCAGGAGAGGCCAGCGAGGACGAGCCAGUCCACUACCAGCACUACUACCCCCACAGGAUAAAGCAUCAGUCGGACCUGGAGGACGACCUGUAAUUCUGAGGUUCAGACUCCUCUCUCCUGUCUCCUCCACAGAGUCGAAGCUGGAGGUCACCAGCAGUCGGGAUGGACGAUGUCUCCUAGGAGGAGCGUCUCGUCUCGUCUCUCUGCUCUUUACUUUGAUUUACAUUCAGCCAAACGUCUGAGAUUAUUCAUUAAAAAUCACCGUUGAUUUCAACAGAAAUGCCAGAACAUUAUAAAUAUUUAAUACUU
Molecule: messenger RNA, 870 nt
Organism: Pseudoliparis swirei
Lineage: Eukaryota; Metazoa; Chordata; Actinopteri; Perciformes; Liparidae
Product: RNA-binding Raly-like protein
Exons: 8
Coding region: 46-654 (202 amino acids)
Source: RefSeq, a predicted model, not a curated record